AUGCCUAUGGCAUGUAGCGUUAAAGGGUGUAAAAGUCUAUGGAAAAAACAUUCCAAGAUAACAUUUCAUAGAUUUCCAUCUAAAAAUGAAAAUUGUUUUAAAUAUUGGAUUAUGGCCACUGGAAUUGAUGGUUUGAAUUCGAAUGCACGAGUAUGCAGUUUACAUUUCACAAAUAAUGAUUAUUUUACUCAUACAAAACAUGUAAAUAGAAAGUUUCUGAAACCUGAUGUAUUUCCAACACAAUAUGUUCAUAAAAACAUAAACCAAAUGCUACAAGAUAAAGGAAAUAAAAUCAACAAAUUUGAACAAAAUGAUGUUAUGCUUAUUGAUGAGCAACAAGUUGAGCAAGAUGAUGUUAUGCUCAUCGAUGAGCAACAAAUUGACCAAAAUGAUAAGGAACAAAAUGAUGUUACUUCUAUAUCAAAAUGUUUAAAUUGUGAGAAGUUAUCUGGAGAGAAUAAAAUAUUGAAACAGAAAAUAAUAGACCUAAAAAUAUUACUGGAAGAACGAUUAGAGCAACAAGCCAGCACGUUUAAUAUUAUUAUUAAUAAUAAAGAAGCUGCAUUAAAACAAAGCUUGGAAUCAAAGAAAAAGCACAAUAGAGCUUUAAUUAAAAGCAUACAACCAAUAUUAUUAACCCAGAUAGCACAUGGAACUCCUAUGGACGUCCAAUGGACAUUCGAGUUUGGACAUGUGGACGUCCAUAAGAUGUCUGAAUUAAGUCCGACGGAUAUCCAUUGGACAUCCAUAAGACGUCGGUUAUUCACUACUUCGGAUGUCCAAAAAACAAUCCAAAAAAGGACUUAA
This is a messenger RNA of Camponotus floridanus (Florida carpenter ant), 807 nucleotides long. RefSeq lists its product as uncharacterized. The transcript is spliced from 5 exons. NCBI's taxonomy places the organism in Eukaryota, Metazoa, Arthropoda, Insecta, Hymenoptera, Formicidae. The record is from RefSeq and is a predicted model, not a curated record. The coding region runs from base 1 to 807 and encodes 268 amino acids.